AUGGAACGGGCAACCAACAUUCCGCGCACACGGUCCUCGUCCCUCUCGAAAUCAACUUCACAUAGCCACGGCCAGAACCAUGAACGAAAAAAGACGGCGAGGAGGAUGGAGGAGUGCACUGCGACGGGUUCGAGAACGGGAAGGGGACGGGGGCGGAGAUCGGGUCUCAGUGCUGGGUUGGUCUUGUUGUCGGCCGUGCUCGCGCUUUCGAACUUGAUCGUACCCGCUACGGCGCGGACCAUCGCCUACUGCUCCAGUGUGAAUACUGGUAGCGAUUACGAUUCGGUGAUCAGUGAGUUCCAGAGUCAUGGUCUCUGCUACGACAACUGCAACACGGGCACCUAUGCCUUUGCGAUCGUCCAAGGCUCGUAUUGCUGGUGCUCGAACUACGUUCCGGGAACCGACGAGUCGGUGUCCGAUUGCAGUCAGGAUUGUCCCGGAUAUCCCGACGACAAGUGCGGCGACACCCAGGCGAACCUGUACGGAUAUAUGACCCUUUCGAAUAAACCUUCAGGAACCAAGGGCGCCGAAACCACGGUGAGCACUACUUCCACGAUCCCCAAGACUACGAGCCCCACGAUCCCCAAGACUUCCACUAUUAUUCAAGUUGGACCUAUUACGACCCUUUUUAUCACGACAUCCGCGACGACCACGAAGACGGCGACGACCUCCACGACACAGGCUAGCACCCUGACGACCAAAACAACAUCAAGCAAGACGACAUCAACAUCGGCAUCCGGUGUCACGGUGACUGUCGGCGGCACCACCAUCGUAUCGACGCCAACCGCGAGCCCAACCCCCAACGACAGCACUUCGAGCAAAGACUCCAACUUCUUCUCGAACGCUGGUCGGGCUGCCGGAUUGAUUAUCGGAAUCAUCCUUGCGCUCGCCUUCAUCGUUGGCGGGGUACUCUUCUGGCGACGCCGGCGACAACAGCAACACGCCGAGCUGUACGGCGGCCCCGGUUCACCUGCAGGGGGCAUUCCGCCGGGAGGAGCAGGAGUGUUUGGUGGAAUCGGUGCUAAGACGAGAACGCGGUCGAUGAGCACGCUCGGGUUGGUGGGAGAAAAGGGAAUGCACUCGCCCACGGGCGCGGCUACCACGGCAUCCCCUGCUACGGCUGGAGAGACAACGCCCGGGACGGUGUACGAUCAACGUUUGGAUCCUAGUUCGCUCUUCAUGAGAUUCGAUCACCAGACGGGCAGUUCUCGGAUGAGUGUUCGGAGUUUGCGCGACGACACGGACUAUACACGCCGCGUUUUACGGCUCGCAAAUCCCGACGAUUCAUAG
Tricharina praecox is the source of this 1290-nucleotide messenger RNA. RefSeq lists its product as uncharacterized. Bases 1 to 1290 code for a protein of 429 amino acids. NCBI's taxonomy places the organism in Eukaryota, Fungi, Ascomycota, Pezizomycetes, Pezizales, Pyronemataceae. The record is from RefSeq and is a predicted model, not a curated record. The transcript has 4 exons.